Aspergillus caelatus is the source of this 996-nucleotide messenger RNA. RefSeq lists its product as uncharacterized. The transcript has 3 exons. The record is from RefSeq and is a predicted model, not a curated record. NCBI's taxonomy places the organism in Eukaryota, Fungi, Ascomycota, Eurotiomycetes, Eurotiales, Aspergillaceae. The coding region runs from base 79 to 864 and encodes 261 amino acids.
GUAGCUUCAUCCCAUAUACCCUACCAUUCUCCCCAUAAACCCACAAGCCAUACGGCACAGCUCAACUAUACUCUCCCAAUGUCCCACCUCCGCUCUACAUACACUGGAGUAACAAUCGACGCAGAGAAAACCCUCCUUUGCAGAUGUGGCUAUGCUAUGAGGAGGUACACAGUCAAGGAUAUGGGGAGCCCAUACCGAGGAGAACAAUAUCUCGCAUGUAGAAGACACUCCAAAGACAAAGAGCACUGCAAGAGCUUGAUAUGGUUUAACGAAGCGUCUCAGGUAGAGGGACUUGUUCCUCGUCUGGCUGUUCCGCAGACUCCGAAGAAACAAACCGAUAUAAGGGAGUUUUUGACGCCACCGAAAUCGUCAUCAUUGAAGAGGAAGCGGGUAAACAUGGAUCCUGGGAGCUUAGACGAGCUCCCCGGAGAUGACAUUGAGGAUAGCGAUUUGUCAGAAGAGACUCUCGACUCGCCAUCUCGGAGUAGACAAAGACUGCUCAGAGGGGAUGAUUCGACGCCGGUAGCACGUUCGCUGUUUGUACAGGAGGGUAUAAAUACUGCGCGGCGUCGACCUCUUCGACGAUUUGGAACUCCGCCUCAUCGACUCGUGGAGACGAGCACACCACGAAACCUCGAAAUUAUCAGCUCUGGGCUGCUGACUCCGGGGUCAGGUGGCCGUGGGUAUAGAAAGCGGUGGCUCGGCAUGGAAGCACCGGCAACACCAACUAAGCAGAAUCAUAUUUUUGCCUCUCCAGCAUGCGUCGUGGAUGAUGAUGUUAGUGAUUCGGACUCAUAUGGCUGGGAUGAGGAAUUGGUUGCUGCCAUGCUGGAUAGCUCGGACCAGGUAGAGCCAUUAGCAUAAGCUCAGCUGAGGGCAGGACAAACGCAUCGGGGUGAAAGGGUCUUAAAUUGCUAUUUUGGACAUCCAGUUCGAGAUAGGGUUCAUGCGCAACAAAUAGUGAAAUGUAGAACAUGACAUGAACGUGCAACGCUC